Messenger RNA from Entamoeba invadens IP1, 1308 nucleotides. RefSeq lists its product as hypothetical. The transcript has a single exon. The record is from RefSeq and is a predicted model, not a curated record. NCBI's taxonomy places the organism in Eukaryota, Evosea, Mastigamoebida, Endamoebidae. Bases 1 to 1308 code for a protein of 435 amino acids.
AUGUCAGAGACAUGUAAAGAGUAUUAUAUCUACGCGACAAGUGACGAGUUUUAUACCAACUACAAACCAGGGAAUUUCCACUCGAAAAAUGACUUUAUUUCCAAAAAGAUUGUUGAGAACAAUUCAAUUCUAUCAGAACAAAUUGCGCUCCUUCAUGAGAAAGAAAAGUGGCAAAUGGCCUUUAAAAGAGAGUUAAACCUUUUCCUUAAAGUGUUGUUUUCAAACCAUCUUUCCUCUUUUGUGUGUUGUUUGAUUCUUAUUCUGUUUUCAGUGCUUUAUCCACUCUCACUCGAUAAAACGAUUUCAAUAGGUACAGGACCUGUUUCAUUGUUAUUAUUGAUCCCAUUGAUGUUCUUCUUUUUGGGAGUGAAUUUCUUCCCCGUGUUUAAGCCAGUGAAAAGUGGACUUGACAACUUGGGGUGUUAUCAAUAUGGCGUCGGUGAUCUUUUAAAUUUAUUGUGGUUCCCACUGACUUUUGUAGUUCAACCACUUGCAGCCGACAUUGAUUGUAUUCUUCCACUUUUUGUACUACUUGCUUAUAUUCUAUUUGUCUGUUUUUCAUUUGGAGUUGUUGGAUUAUACUGGGUAUUGAUCCCAUUUAUUGUGUAUCACACACUUGCAUUCUUGUCGUGUGGAGUCACCUGCAACUGUUAUCAAAUAGCUGAAAUGUUAAGGACUGUAAAGAAGUAUCCCGAUACCACAUUUUAUAUAAUGAACAAUGUACCGUACGGUAUCUAUUUUUCUCUUGACAUCAUUUAUAGAGGCAUUUUCAAAGAUUUAAUUUUUAUGAUCACUUUGUUGUUACUUUUUCUUUCACUAGCUGGAAAGAUGCCCAUUGGCUCGAAUGGACAAAUUGGACUGAUUUGCUUCAUAUUUUGUUAUUGGUACAUUUACAAUUUGGUCACUUUUAUACUCAUUUUUAAUUUCCAGAGAAUAACGUACAACCGAAGAAUGGACAGCAAAAAGGAAUAUUUCACAAAGGGAGUUUGUGUUAUUGACAUUCAAACAAAGACACUCAUUCAAACAUUUACAGCGGCUCUUUUUGGAAUUUUUCUUGCUACUCUUUUGGCUACUACUGCUGUUCUAUGUUAUCAAAUAUAUAUUAAAGAAAGAACAUUGAGUUACAUAGUCGCUUUUGUACCUUUGAUGAUUUUGUUUGUUGGAAUGAUUGGUAUUGGAAAUAUCAAUUUGGUGUGUUUUAACCCAAGAAAGAUGUGUCCUCUUCUGUGCCCAGAUUGGUGUGGUGUGUUUAAGACUAUUUUUUGUUUACAAUGUGAACGUUUUCAACAAGGUGAUGCAUAUAUUUAA